This is a messenger RNA of Rotaria sordida, 315 nucleotides long. The record is from the annotation of a GenBank genome assembly. NCBI's taxonomy places the organism in Eukaryota, Metazoa, Rotifera, Eurotatoria, Philodinida, Philodinidae.
AUGUCAAAUAUAUUUAAUCAAAUGAAAUAUCAACGAAAGAUUUAUAAAGAAAAUCUUCAAGCAACAAAAUAUGGUCAUAUACUAAAUUCGGAAUCAAAAGAGUCCUUUACUAUGAUACUUAAUACUGAUGGUGCUAUUACGAAAAACAAACAUGUAUCUCUAUGGCCAAUAACUUUUAUGAUAAACGAAAUCCCUUUCCCAAAUCGACGAUAUUCGGAAUCUAUAAUUCUUGGUGGUGUUUUACCAACAUCAAAUCAUCCAACUAAUAAAUUAUUUCGAACUAUACUGGGCAUGAUAUAUCAAGAAUGUGCAUAA